Molecule: messenger RNA, 246 nt
Organism: Neurospora tetraspora
Lineage: Eukaryota; Fungi; Ascomycota; Sordariomycetes; Sordariales; Sordariaceae
Exons: 1
Source: RefSeq, a predicted model, not a curated record
AUGCGCCUAGCCGCGCUCAGAUCUGGGGUUGGCCUCUCUGGAAAACAUGAUAAGGCCGUAAGUCGCGCCCAAGGUGUCACAAAGUUCUCAGGUGUGGUGCCAGAUCAAUCUGUCAACACCGACUUCUCUCUCACGCGAGUUAUGGGGUGUCUUGACGCCGCCUCUGCCGCCCCCUCAUGGAUAAGAGAGACAAUCGGUACGCGCCCUCCCUCGUGUGCAUUUGCGAUUCCAUGGAGCGGUGUGGGC